Messenger RNA from Mercurialis annua (annual mercury), 2113 nucleotides. Its product is annotated as mannosyl-oligosaccharide 1,2-alpha-mannosidase MNS1-like. The coding region runs from base 116 to 1789 and encodes 557 amino acids. The record is from RefSeq and is a predicted model, not a curated record. NCBI's taxonomy places the organism in Eukaryota, Viridiplantae, Streptophyta, Magnoliopsida, Malpighiales, Euphorbiaceae. Gene Ontology annotation, cellular component: endoplasmic reticulum; Golgi membrane. Gene Ontology annotation, molecular function: mannosyl-oligosaccharide 1,2-alpha-mannosidase activity; calcium ion binding. The transcript is spliced from 13 exons. Gene Ontology annotation, biological process: carbohydrate metabolic process; N-glycan processing.
UACUAUUGACUUCAAAGUUUCUUUUUAAUCCUUCCAAAACUUUAAAAUUCAGAUUAUACACAAAAUAAUAUAAAUUCAUUUACAUUCAAUGCAUUUCCAUUUCAAUUUCUAAAUAAUGGCGAAAAAAUCACAAUCUUCUGCUUUACUUUCUCAUCACAAGAACAAAAAUGUCUGGAUCAGACCACAGCGACUCGUUCUUCUAAUCUUCGGAUUCGUUUCCCUCGCUUUUCUAUUUCUAGAUCGCAAAUCACUCGCCAGAGAACACCAGGUGGAGGUUUCGAAAUUGAAUGAAGAAUUGGAUGAGUUACGCAGACAGCUCGAGGAUUUAAGUAAUUUGAAAUCAGGAGUUAAGAACAUUGAUAAGUUUGAAGAUGAUUCGGUUAGUGUUGAGAGACGAGAGAAAGUUAAGGAGGCAAUGGUUCAUGCUUGGAGUUGCUAUGAGAAAUAUGCUUGGGGUCAUGAUGAGCUUCAGCCACAGACACGGAAUGGUAUUGAUAGCUUUGGUGGACUUGGUGCAACUCUAAUUGAUUCUCUUGAUACAUUAUUCAUAAUGGGUCUUCAUGAACAAUUCCAAAGAGCUAGAGAUUGGGUAGCAACCUCAUUGGAUUUCAACAAGAACUAUGAGGCUAGUGUCUUUGAAACAACCAUAAGAGUUGUAGGAGGGCUUCUUAGUGCGUAUGAUCUCUCUGGUGACAAAGUUUUUCUUGAAAAGUCUAGAGAUAUUGCAGAUAGGUUACUGCCUGCAUGGAGUACACCUUCCGGAAUUCCUUAUAAUACAAUUAAUUUAGCACAUGGCAAUGCACAUAACCCUAGGUGGACAGGGGAAAAUAGUAUCCUUGCAGAUUCCGGAACAGAGCAGCUUGAAUUUAUCGCUUUGUCUCAAAGGACAAAAGAUCCGAAGUACCAGCAGAAGGCAGAGAAUGUCAUCACAGAGCUUCGGAAAACCUUUCCUGCUGAUGGUUUGCUUCCCAUAUAUAUUAAUCCUCACACAGGAUUGUCUUCGUAUUCAGUCAUCACAUUCGGCGCCAUGGGCGAUAGCUUUUAUGAGUAUUUACUCAAAGUUUGGGUACAAGGGAACAAAACAGAAGCUGUAAAACAUUACAGAGAAAUGUGGGAGACAUCAAUGAAGGGGCUACAGAGCUUGGUUAGAAGAACAACGCCUUCAUCCUUUACAUACUUGUGUGAGAAGAAUGGGAAUUCUAUGUCUGAUAAGAUGGAUGAGUUGGCCUGUUUUGUACCUGGCAUGUUGGCAUUAGGAUCUUCUGGCAACGAUGAAAAAUUGUUCUCUCUUGCAGAGGAGCUCGCUUGGACUUGUUAUAAUUUCUACCAGUCAACAUCUACAAAAUUGGCUGGAGAGAACUAUUUUUUUCAUCCUGAACAGGACAUGACAGUUGGUACUUCAUGGAACAUUUUGAGGCCGGAGACUGUUGAGUCUCUCUUUUACCUUUGGCGUUUGACCGGCAAUAAGACUUACCAAGACUGGGGUUGGGAUAUAUUCCAGGCCUUUGAAAGGAACUCUCGUGUAGAGUCAGGAUAUGUUGGACUCAAAGAUGUGAACACAGGUGUCAAAGACAACAUGAUGCAGAGUUUCUUCCUCGCUGAGACACUUAAAUAUUUAUACCUCCUGUUUUCGCCUCCUUCCGUCAUCUCUCUAGAUGAAUGGGUGUUCAAUACAGAAGCCCACCCAUUGAGAAUUGUCACUCGACACGAGAAUGCCGAAGUUAGCGGCGGACAGAAUUUGCCAGUUCGGUUUCGCGGUAGGAAGGAGGGUCGUUCAGGACAGGAUUAAUCUACGCAGACUUAGAGACUUAAAUUCUGGAUUGCCCAAAUUUCCCAUUCUCCAGGAGUAUCGGUAUUGGGUUAAAGUCGGCGCUAAUUUAAACAAGGAAUGCUGCUGACUGCCUGAUUCUGCUUCAAACUGAAACUGGUGAGGGCGCAAUUUUUAUUCCAACACAAAUAAGCACGUAGCUUAGUAUAGAUUUGUUACUCGCAGAUUUGUUCAUGUAAUGGUUUUGACACUGCAAACAUGAAAUAUGUGGGGAUGGUUUUGUAAGAUUUAUAGUUAAAUCGAAUUCAUAUAUAUGGUGCUUAAAGAGAGAAACAUAUUAUUCUA